GAGUACCUAAGUUUUACCGCGACAUUUUCGCGCGGAAAGCCGGGCGUUAUCGAGCCGUGAAAUCCUGAAAUAUAGUCCAUAAAUUUGGGAAAGUGCUCCAAGUGUAUCUUUUAUAAUCAUAUUUUGUGUAUUUACUUUUAAAUGUGAAAAAAAUAUAUCAUAUUCUGAGUUUAGUGUGAUCAUCCAUAUCUAGUUUAGCAGAAAAUUUGUCUUGUGAAAUUUGAAAUAAUUUGUGAAUGACCAGACAUUGGGGAUAGUGUGCCACCUGUAGCCUUAGCCCACAAUGGCACAAAAUGGAUCCCCUGAUGACAUUGAAAAACGUAUGAAUUUAAAACGGAAAAGAAAUUCUACUGAUGAUGAGGUGGAAAAUAUGCCUCCGGUGAAGAUAUCACCAAAACUUAAUGAGAUGCUGCAAGACCAGCCUGCACACAAUGUGGUUGUGGAGUCGUCUUGUUCUAGUGAUGAUGAAGGCUCCCAAUAUGAAAAUGCUGACCAGCCAAGAAGUGUCUUCACUGACAUAGAUUACAAUGCUGAUAGUUUCCUAAGCCCACCGAGUGUAUCAGACUUGCCAAAUUGUGUGCUGAGUCCUUUAGAGAAUGUGGCAAGGGGCGAGUCUACACCACACUCAAAUAAGAGACCCAGCACAAGUAAAUCAGAAUAUCCCACUCUUCCGAAACGGAAGUGUCCUUUGCCAGUGCUCUCCUGGGCAGACCCUCAAGAUGUUUGGAAUGGCAUGUGCGAGUGUGAUGCAAAAUCCAGUAGCAAGAAGAACCCUAACAUGUUUGAUAAUCACCCCAAUCUUCAGUUAAGAAUGAGAGCUAUUCUACUGGACUGGCUUAAUGAGGUAUGCGAGGUGUACAAACUACACAGAGAAACGUUCCACCUGACGGUGGAUUAUAUUGACAGGUACCUCAGUAAUACAGAAGACGUUCAAAAGGGCCGACUGCAACUUAUUGGUAUAACAUGCCUAUUCAUCGCCGCGAAAGUAGAAGAAGUAUACCCACCGAAAAUAAGCGAGUUCGCUUAUGUGACUGACGGUGCAUGCACCACAGAGGAGAUUCUUCUAGAAGAGCUGCUAAUCCUCAAGAUACUGUCGUGGAGUAUUACUCCGAUAACCAUAAACAGCUGGCUGAACAUAUACAUGCAGUUAGCCAGCGAGGGUCGCAGCGCCAAGAGGCGGCUGGUCGGCGAAAGUGAUAUUGGUGCAAACGCUCUCAGAGGCUACACGUUCGUGUUCCCCCAGUACUCGUCGCUCGAGUUUGUGAUAUGUGGACAGUUGAUAGACUUGGCAGUGUUACAUGUGGAUGUAAAUAUGUUCCCUUCCAGUGUGGUCGCGGCCGCUACCAUAGCGCAUUCGUUCAGUAAGGAGCUAGCUGUAAGGGUAUCAGGGUACGCGUGGGAGGCGGUGGCGGCGUGCUGGGCGUGGCUGGCGCCGUUCGCGGCGGCGGUGCGCGCGGCGGGCGGCGUGCGCGUGGUGCGCGGCGGCGACGGCGAGUUCGUGCAGCGCGCCGCCGGCCUGCACCUCAUCUGCCCCGACCUCAAUCUCGACGAGAGCCACCGCAUACAGUCGCACAACGUCACGCUCGACAUGUUUGACAAGGUAUACCAGCAACUCCUAGAACAAUCUACGACACAAGGUGACGCCGGUGCGUCCACAUCACAGGACACAAAUCACGUGUUCCCGCCAACGCCUCCGCAAUCCGACCAGAAGAGUCCCAAGACACCGUCGACGAAGACGCCGUCCACGAGGCAUCAAUCAGUACCUGAUCCUCAUUCAGAGGUAGAAUGAUUGUGGUCUAAAUAUUGAAUUCUUUAUUUGUUGUUAUAAUAUUGUUAUAAUGUUAAGAUUGCUCAUUAAUUCUACGGGGUGUAACCAGAAAGAUAGAACGACCUAAAACUUUUUAUAUAGUAUUUAUAGAAGGAGGGACGACUGAGGGAGACUUUGUACAAAAGUCGAUUGCUUGGGUACCUCUGUCCCAUUCGUGUUUUAACCGCGAGCAGUUGUGUUUGCAUGGCUGUGUUUCAGUUUGAAGGGUGGGAUAUGGCGUAAAUUUACAUGAGCAGUUCAUGUCUAUAGGCGACGGUUACCACUUUCCAUCAGGUGGGCCGUCAGCUUGUUUGCCAUUCUAAGUUGUAUAAAAAAAAAACUCCCAGCUGCACUAUUUCCAAACAGAUACGGCAUUGAAACGUUCAAGAAAAGUGCAUAUUCCUUCUUAAAAAGCCGGAAACGAACCUGCAAUCUUUCUAAUGUUGCUGGUGUAAACACUAUCAGGGCGGCGGUAAUCACUUACUAUCAUGUGAACCGCAUGGUCCUCUGCCCCCUAUGUUACAAAGAAACGCUAAUAUAAAAAUAACACGCGACUUCUGUUAGGUCGCAAUGUACAAAGAUAUUUUUUCUGUUACGAUGCUUGUUUAUUAAGGAAUAGUUUAAUACUAACGUAGGUUUUAGUAUCAUUGUAUCCUUUCAGUUACACCCUACGCAUUUACUCUCAUCAUCUUGUAUACAAUAUACAAUCAUCAUCUCUAGAAACCGCCACAUUACAAUAUAUUUAUUACUGUAAAUAGCUUAAGCCAUAUACGUGGUGCAGAAAGUUAACAAAACUACAAACAAUAUGUUUCAUUACACACUAAACUGUUAAGCCGCACUUAGUCUGUAAUGAUUGCCAAUGCAAAAAAAAAAACAUUAAAUCAAGUUAUAAGUUUUCGUUGACAUCAGCGCCGCUGGUACACCUCGAACUUUACACUAUAACAUGUAUAUACAUAGCAUGCAUAAUAUAUAUAUACAGAAUUCGAAUAUUAAACAGCAUAUUCAUAUUUCGAAUUAAUUUCAGCCGAAAAAUAAAUAAAAAUUUUGUUUACACAAACGGCCAAAACAAAUCACUAUAGUGCCAAAUCUCAAAGGAUGGCAGUUGCCAUGUGUUGUCUAGAUUAUAAUUUCUUAUUUUAAAUAGUGAAAAAAAAAAUGCAUUUCUUAACUACAACUUUUAUCAUCCUAUGCAAUAUAAUAAUCUGUAUUGCUCAAGGUGUUUUUUUUUUACAAUUCAUAUAAUAAAUAUAUCAGUCUGUAAUGUUCACUUUAAUUUAAAAACACUAAUAAUGCAUGAAUUGGUUUAUUUAAUACGUGUGAAGUGUUGGCAAUUAACAAACUGACCAAACUAAUUGCUUAGUUUUUAUGCCAAACUCACCACAAUGUAAUUAAAGUAUAACUUACAGCCUGAUAUAGAAAUAUAGUAUUAUUGUAAUCUUUAUUGUUGUGAACACCAAUUGACCUGAGUAUAUACAGCAUCGUUCAUCAUGAAUAAACAAGCAAUUAUUGUCCUUAUUUACAGAUAAUAGGGCAUAUUGUGAACUGUCACUUCCUAUCUAUAAAACUUAUAUUUGAGCUGUAUAUUAGUGGGAAAUAAUUAUUCUAAGUAGAUACCAGUCAACUAAAUUUUUAAUAGAUUUCAGUCGUACCUACAAUAAAUUUACUUCUUAAUGGUCCGUAACAUAAUACUUAUAUAUUUUUUAUUGCACUUGAACAAAAGAUACAGCGAUUAGUUUAACAACUUGUUAACAAGGGUGGUUGUUAGCAACUUAUGCCAAACUAUCGAUUUAAAAUUUUAAUUUUAGAGAUACGUUUAGAGAAUGGCUAUGUAGACUCGACCACAGUAGUACUUUCUUUCAUUCCAGACAAAUUUGAUAAUAUUGAAGACUAGGCAGCAUGGUCUCCGACCUUAGCCUGUUCCACAACGGAACAAACGUACUAAAAAAAAAGUACUUUCUAUUAAUGUCAAAAUUUUACACUCAGAUAAACAGAAAACAGAAGCACGUUAUAUACAAAACAACUGGAUUACUCUAUUUAUAAUUUACUCCGACGAGUUUUAAUUCGUUGAUUUGAAUUAUUAGUGAGAUCAAUUAAAUUUAAAUUGAAAAAUAAAAUUUAUCAAAAUUAAAUUAAAAUAUUUAAACACUGCACUAACUCAAUUUACAAACAAAUAGUAGGAUACUUGCAUGCCCACUUUGCAUAAGUACACUCAACAUUACAGUGCAACUCGACAUCUGUACAUAUUAUUACAGAACAGUGAUGAGAAACCGCGCAGUGAAAAUUCACUGUGCGCAUGAGCUAAAUUAUUAUUUAUUUUUAUUAUAACGUUUGACAAUAUACUUGUAUUCAAUAUUGAUGUUUAAACUCGCAUAAACAUAUUUAAAAAAAAAAAAAACAAUUUUAUCUUGUGUACAGCAUUUAUUCAACUUUCAAAAAAAGUGAGUUACAGAAUUGCUUAAGUAUCCCCCCAUACGGGUCGAGCCUGUAUCCGGGAAACCUUUUAAAUUACAUUUAUAUUUUCAAAUGUAUUUAGUAAUGUAAUCAAGCUAAACUUAUCUCUAUUUAAGGCGUAAGAACGUGAAAUAUUAAUUAAACCCAUUUCCUUUUAAAUAACGACUGUUAUGUUCUACAUACAAUGCAUACAACCAGUCAUUUACUGAGUGAUAAAUUUACUAAGAAAUUAUAUCCUUUUACUCGCAAGAAAUUUCAACAACUAAAUAUCAAUUUAUAAUAUAACUUAUCUACAUAGAAUUAAUUCACAAAACAACAAGAAACUUUCUCGAUAUCAUAAAAUCACUUGAUAAUAUUACCUGUUAUUAACUAGUAUGCAUUGAACAUUACGUUUAUGCAUUGACGCUUAAACAUUGUUCCUAUAUAAUUAGGAUUUAAUGAAAUAAGUACAUUUAUAGUAUUUUUAUAUGAAGAAAGUAUGUUUCGACUUAAACUAGUGCGUGUGCCAGCACUAACUUAGUUUUUAGUAGUUAUAAUAUGUGAAUACACCGGUGUGUCAACAUUCCAUACUUAAUAUAACGCAUCUAUAUUGAUAAGUGUCGUUGUCACAUAUCGUUUCGUUUGUAUAAAAAAAUCUAAGAGAAAGUUUUCCUCGUUUUUUUUUUUUUUUUUUAAUAUCAUUUUAUACCACCUAUGUAUAUAAAUAAUAAUAAGUGUGCAUUAACAAUCCAAUCGCUGUGAAUCAAUGUUUUGUUUUGUUCAUAUUUUCUCUAUCUUAUCAAAAUUUUACUAAUUUAUAAUCAUUUGUAUUUUUUUCUUUAGUCAUACAUAAAUCAUUACAAUACAUAAGGGACUGUACUGUGAAUUAAAUAUACGCAUCAACAAUUUAUAAGUAACCUUUUUAAGUGAGCAAAUACACAUAAAAACUGUAAAUUAAUUAAAAGCUCACCUUCAAUCAAAUAUUUUAACGUUCUACACAAAGGACACAAGGAUCUUAUGUCAAAAUAGAAUCGAUGUUAAUUUAAUUGUUUUAUCGUUAAUAAACUUAGUUCUUCACUCUUUCUAAAUUAAUUUUGUAAAUAUUAAAUAAUUAUAAUAUUUUAUAUAAUUUAUUGGUUGAUGUGAUUAAUAAAUGAACAAAGUAAGUUCAUGAGACUGAUUAACUACGGACUUUCGAGUCAGAUGAAAAUCCUUAUAAAAUUUGAAUUUAGAACAUUUCUAUUUGUAAUGGCUUAUAAACAAUAUUUUAACCAAAGACUCGUGGCUGACUCGAAAAUAUAUUAGUAGAAUUAUUGCCUGUAAUCACAUAGAUUGAAUAUACAACUAUAUGCAUGGUUUAAUUUAUUUUUUAAAUUAGUUCUCCACCUCUUGUAUCACUCGCUUAUGAUAUUAUCUAUCGUCUUGAGAAAUACUAUUGACUUGUCCACAGAUAUGUUUGAUGUUUUACUUAAAUAUAAAUAAAUUUAUGUAAUUGUUUCAGAAUUGUAAAAAUAUUUUGUGAAAUUUUUAAGCCUGAAAGACGUAAAAAGUUUUAUAAUUUUAGCUGUAUAGCAUGAACUUUAUUUUUAUGCAGUCCAAUUAAUUUAAAAUGUAUAUAUAUAUAUAUACAUUUUAAAUUAAUUGGACUGCAUAAAAAUAUGUUUUACCUAUUUUUUACUAUACACAAUAUGUUUUACCUCUGCAGUGUCUAUAACGCGGACAUGGAUUGAUUCAAGUUUCUACGUGUAAAUAAAGAUCAUUUUAUAUGCUAAGACGGCUUAAAUAUAAUCUGUUGAAGAUAUCAAACAAUUUAAUUUUAUCAAUGCUUCUACGCACUUAUCUAUAUAGAGUAACCGCUCCCGACAGAAAACUUCACAAAUCGUUUGAACUAAUUUUAAAAUGUCGCCAAGAACUAUAUAAAUAUGUCAAUCACUCUCGAUAUACCUUCAUCAUCAUUAUUUCAGUCAUUAUUCGUCCACUGCUGGACAUAAGCCUCCUCCAUAGAUUGGCAUAAAGAACGGUCCUGAGCCACCUGCAUCCAGAUUCCCUGCAAUGCAUUUCAGGUCGUCACUCCAUGUAGUGGGGGGGGGGUCCUAUAUAUUUUAAAUAUGUUUUUUAAAUAAUUCAUUUAUAUUCCAACAAAUUUUUCGUUCUACUUUCCUAAGUUUCACUAAUUUUCUGGUUCAGUUAUUGCUCUAAAGUUUUAUAGACAAUUCUAAAGCGUAAUUUUUCAAAAAGGUCUCUGAAAUUGGAUCUCCCACGCCACUUAUUUAGGUGCAUCGUAUAAACCAAGGUCACUGAUGCGUCUUAUAUUGCUAUUAGAGUAGACAUUUGAACAAUCCAUGUGUGCCGGUUAAGAUUAUUUGAUUCACCACUUCUAUUGGCUAAUGGCAGAUGCAUUUUCAUGUUUGUCUCUGCCGUUUUAAGCAGCUGUUCAUAGUUAGUAUAUGAAAAAAAAAACAGUAUUCUGAUACGUUCUACAGUUGAAUUAUUUCGUUAUAUGUUCCUAUAAGCACACAGAAAUUUUGUCGUCGGCUUACACCAUGCUACACGUUGUUAUCAAUUGGUGGUAUUGUUUUCAUGGUUAUAGUGGAUUGAUAGAUUUAUACUUAGGUGAAAAACAUUACGCUUAUGGUAAAUAAUUACAUUUACCUUAUAGGUACAUAAGAUUUAGAUGAAUUAGCGUGAACUGAAAACUAACAUUAACCGAUGCGGAUAUUGUAAAUAUAGUAAGAGCUAGCAUUACAAAGCAAAAUUGUCUUGAAAAUAGUCAGUGUUGUAAAGCUAAGGAGUUUUUGCACCAUUAGCGAAUUGAUCGGUUAGACCUCGCCCUCAUUUUGUAAGGAAAACUUGUCGGGGACGAUGUCUAACUAAAAAAUUACUGUAGACACGGGUUUUCUUUAUAUACAUAUAUAAUACUUCCAUCAUAUCGUUGUCAAUUUAUUAUUUAUAUAUUUUUUUUUCACAACAAAUUAGUUUUACAAUGCACCGGCUGUAAAUUUUCAUCACAAAGUUACAUGAUUUUGUAUAUUUUGCUGGCUUUAGUUUAUUAGGAAUAAGUUAUUUUUUUUUAUAUAAAUCUAAUAAACUAAUAUAAAAAAGAAUAUGUGUUAGCAAUUAUUACUUUUUCAAUUGAAUUCCAAGAAAUGGUGUGUGAGUGAUCUCAUGGACAGUUCAAUGGGAAACCUUAUGGGACUGAUUAUAAUUUUUUUUUGUAUAACUGUUGUAUUUUCAUUUGUGCAAUAAACAUACAUUUAUCACAUUUUGUAUGAUUACUGCUAAUGUCGUGCGAGUAUUGAAUAAAUGGUAUCAAUGAAUUUUUAAAUUGCUUUUGUUUGUCUUUCCUGACCCUUUAUUCCGUUCUUUCAAAGCCCCAGCCACACUGAGGAACCAGAUGUAAUAAUCCGCUUGUAUAACGGAUUGUGUUCUAAAGGAUUGUUUGAAAUGAUGCCUACAGUCGCCUUUUAUC
This is a messenger RNA of Galleria mellonella (greater wax moth), 7706 nucleotides long. RefSeq names its product G1/S-specific cyclin-E (gene Cyce). Gene Ontology annotation, molecular function: cyclin-dependent protein serine/threonine kinase regulator activity. The record is from RefSeq and is a predicted model, not a curated record. Gene Ontology annotation, biological process: regulation of cyclin-dependent protein serine/threonine kinase activity; G1/S transition of mitotic cell cycle. The transcript is spliced from 9 exons. The coding region runs from base 284 to 1789 and encodes 501 amino acids. Gene Ontology annotation, cellular component: cyclin E1-CDK2 complex; nucleus; centrosome. NCBI's taxonomy places the organism in Eukaryota, Metazoa, Arthropoda, Insecta, Lepidoptera, Pyralidae.